UCCAAAGGGACAAUGAGACCUGCCACACACAAAAGGCAAAAUCAUUUCCUUUCCCCUUUUCGAAAGCUAAAAAAGAUUUCAUUUUUACUUGUCUUCUUCAUCAAAAAUUCAAUUUUCUUUCAAAUUCCCCAAAACCAACUUCCAUAACUUCAUAAUCUUGACAUAUUUGUGAUAAAAAAUUGAUCUUGUUUGUCUCUGUACAUAUAAUUACAGAUUCUUGGGUUUUGGGAAUUUCACCUGAAAAUUUUGGACUUCUCAAAGUUCCCUCAAUUUCCUUACAAAUUUCCUAUACCCCAUUGUUCUUAUUGUGAUCAAGAUUUUAUUUUAUUUAUUUCUGUGUAUUUAACUGUAGAUUUUAAUUGUUGGGUAGUUGAGAUUUUUCGAAGAAAUAGAACAAAAGUAUGAGUUUUCAGGAUUUGGAAUCGGGUCGACCUUUGGGGUCUCGUCGGUUCCAGACCAAUGGGAAGCAAGACCCGACCCAAGCAGUGGCUUCUGGAAUCUUCCAGAUCAAUACUGCUGUGUCUACGUUUCAGAGGCUAGUGAAUACACUUGGAACCCCAAAAGAUACACCUGAGCUACGCGAUAAGUUGCACAAGACAAGGGUUCAUAUUGGCCAGUUAGUCAAAGAUACAUCUGCAAAACUUAAGCAAGCAAGUGAAACAGAUCAUCAUGCUGAUGUUAGUGCUAGCAAGAAAAUAACAGAUGCUAAACUUGCUAAAGAUUUUCAAGCUGUCUUGAAAGAGUUUCAAAAGGCUCAGAGACUUGCAGCAGAGAGGGAGACAGCAUAUACACCUUUCAUUCCCCAAGCCGUUCUUCCUUCUAGUUACACAGCCAGUGAGGUAGAUGUUGCCUCAGAUAAGAGUCAGGAACAGCGAGCUCUUCUUGUGGAAUCAAGAAGACAGGAUGUUUUGUAUUUAGACAAUGAGAUUGCUUUUAAUGAAGCUAUUAUCGAGGAAAGAGAUCUUGGAAUACAAGAAGUACAACAACAGAUUGGUGAAGUGAAUGAGAUUUUCAAGGAUCUUGCCGUGCUUGUUCACGAGCAAGGAACUAUGAUUGAUGAUAUUGGCUCCAACAUUGACAAUUCUCAUGCUGCUACUGCACUGGGGAGAUCGCAACUUGCUAAAGCUGCAAAGAUCCAAAGAUCAAAUUCGUCUCUGACCUGCUUGCUUCUGGUGAUAUUUGGGAUUAUACUUCUAAUUGUGAUCAUAGUACUUGCUGUAUGAUCAAAAGUUUUUGGUAUGGGAGAAAGAGAUCCUAAACUCUUUAUCAAUGGAAUUGACGAUGUUCUUGAGGCACCAUAAAGUAUGCUUGUGGUGUGAUCCAUGAAUCUUUUAGGCAUACUUGAGAAGUUGUGCAACUGUGACAUGAAGUUUCAUAUGCUGUGUUGGUGGUGUAGGGGUGGGGGUGGACAUGCGUGGGCUAUGUUUGUAAAUUUUGUGUUUGUGUUUGCAAUUGUGUUUGCUGCCAUGUAAUGGCUGGUUUGUUGAUAAAAUUUGAUUCUUACAUUUCUUGCAUGAUCAAGGCACCAAUAAAACGAAUCUAGUCCAUAACUUAUUCAUGAUAUAAGCUGUCAUUUACAUA
This is a messenger RNA of Solanum pennellii, 1581 nucleotides long. RefSeq names its product syntaxin-22-like. NCBI's taxonomy places the organism in Eukaryota, Viridiplantae, Streptophyta, Magnoliopsida, Solanales, Solanaceae. Bases 402 to 1223 code for a protein of 273 amino acids. Gene Ontology annotation, biological process: vesicle fusion; intracellular protein transport; vesicle-mediated transport. The transcript is spliced from 7 exons. Gene Ontology annotation, molecular function: SNARE binding; SNAP receptor activity. The record is from RefSeq and is a predicted model, not a curated record. Gene Ontology annotation, cellular component: membrane; endomembrane system; SNARE complex.